AUGAGCGGCCCCCGGGAACUAGCGGGGGAGCUGGCCCGGUUCUACACGGUCACCGAGCCCCAACGCCACCCCCGGGGAUACACCGUGUAUAAGGUCACCGCACGGAUUGUUUCAAGAACAAAUCCAGAGGAAGUCCAGGAGAUAGUCGUUUGGAAGAGAUACAGUGACUUUAAGAAACUGCACAAAGAUCUCUGGCAAAUUCAUAAAAACGUAUACAGGCAUACAGAAUUGUUUCCGCCUUUUGCCAAAGCAAUAGUAUUUGGGCGGUUUGAUGAAUCUGUGAUUAAAGAAAGAAGACAAUGUGCUGAAGAUCUGCUGCAGUUUUCUGCCAACAUCCCUGCUCUAUAUAACAGCAAACAGUUUGAAGACUUUUUUAAGGGUGGUGAGGUGCAUGAUGGGUCUGAAUUGAUUGGGCCUGUAGAGCCUUUAUCUGAUUCCCUGAUUGACAGCUUAUCUGACUGCAGUUCUGAAGUUCAAAAGGAUUUAAGUGGACUCGAUGAUGUGAUGCUUACCAGCCAAUCGGAAUGUGGAGGUUUCUCCAGUGAUAGUGACCUCAUCUCUUUGACAGUCGAUGUAGACUCUCUUGCCGAAUUAGAUGAUGGAAUGGCAUCCAACCAAAAUUCUCCCAGUGGAGCUUUUGGUCUCAUCCUUGCUUCAGAAUCCUUAGGACAAGGUGCUAUAGCUUAUGAUUGUGAGUGGAGCAAACCUGAAGGCGAGAGGGAGAGCGAGAGCCGUAGUCUGUUUACUGGGAGCUUAAGACACAAGCUUGGCAAACAUGAUUACUUGGAGAAAGCGGGGGAGCUGAUAAAGCUGGCCUUGAAGAAGGAGGAAGAAGAAGAUUAUGAAGCUGCCUUUAGCUUUUAUCGGAGAGGGGUCGAUCUGCUCCUGGAAGGUGUUCAAGGUGAGUCAAGUCCAACUCGUCGAGAAGCAGUGAAGAGGAAGACUGCAGAAUAUCUAAUGCGUGCUGAAAAAAUUUCCAGCCUAUACCAGAAAUCCUUCUCUGAAGAUGGAUCAGUUUCUGGGCCUCCAGGAUCACUAAGUUCAAGGCCCUCUUGGAACCUAAGGAGCCCUGCCGAGGAACUGAAGGCCUUCAGAGUCCUUGGGGUGAUUGACAAGGUUUUACUUGUAAUUGAUACUAGAACACAGCAGACUUUUAUACUGAAAGGUCUAAGGAAAAGUAGUGAGUACAGCAGGAACAGAAAGACCAUCAUUCCCCGCUGUGUGCCCAACAUGGUGUGUCUGCACAAGUACAUCAUCUCUGAGGAGUCUGUAUUUCUUGUGCUGCAGCAUGCAGAAGGAGGCAAACUGUGGUCUUACAUCAGUAAAUUCUUAAACAGAAGCCCCGAAGAAAGCUUUGAAAUCCAUGAACUCAAAAGUUCUACUAAAAUUCACCUGCAGCUGCCAACCCCUAGCCCUACAGAAAUCAGCAGUAGUGUUGACUCCAGAGGAAGCAAUGGGGGGAACAUGCUGAGAGUUAUACCACUGAAGAGCAGCCUUACACCAAGUUCUCAAGAUGAGAGUAGUAACCAGGAAGAUGGCCAAGAAGGUUCUCCCAAAUGGACAGAUUCUGGGUCAAGUUCAGAAGAAGAAUGCACUACUAGUUAUUUAACAUUAUGCAAUGAAUAUGGACAAGAAAAAAUUGAUCCUGGCUCUUUAAAUGAGGAACCCGUGCUGAAACCAGAGGAAGAAGAUCUUAAAACCAAAGAGUUAGGAUGCUUACAGGCACAUACUUUAGUUGGCAAUGAUAGCUUCAGCUCUCAGAUCACCUCUCGGGAGCUAAAGUUUUUCACUGAAGAUGCUGACCUGGAAGUACUUAGUCCUACUAGGAUAUCUGACUCAUUAAGUAAAUCCAAGCACAGCCCUAUGGAAUUCUUCAGAAUAGACAGUAAAGACAGCACCAGUGAACUUCUGGGGCUUGAUUUUGGAGAUAAAUUGUAUAGCUUAAAAUCAGAAUCUUUAAAGCCAUUUUUUUCUGCACCAGAUCAUGACAGGAGUCUUGAAACCAUGGAAAGCAAGGUGGGCUUUAGAGCCCAGGACACAAUAAGCCGGGGUUCCAAUGACUCUGUGCCGGUAAUUUCUUUUAAGGAUGCUGCUUUUGAUGAUGUAAGUAGUGCUGAUGAAGGAAGGCCUGAUCUUCUGAUAAAUUUACCUGGUGUGUCUGAGAAACUGGAAGAAGCACCAGUGGUUAGGCCAAAAAAGCUUACAAAGACUGAUGUAAACAUCUUGGAAAGCAAACUGUUAGAAACCCCUGAUGUCUUACAAUUAAAUAAUAGUACAGAGCAAUGCAAAGCACUUGAUCAAAAGUUGAAUCAUGUGGUGCCAGAAUUGGGCCAUCCUUCUAGCAAGGAAUCAGCAGGACAAUAUGAUGUCACUCAGGAAAUUGUCAGGACACUAUUUACGUCUGAUAUUGACCUGGCUAGUUCAGAAGACAUGGCUCAGUUUCAAGGACUCGGAGCAAUUUCUUCCUCAUCGUUAAAUGCAACAAGCACAGAAGAAAAUUUCUUAUUUAUUUCUAACCCACUCUCAGGUGCUAAAGAGUAUAGCUUAGAUGGCAGCAUUGUAAGAAAUCAAGCAGUGUUGCUAUUUUCUGAUCAAAUGGAAGACUUUGGUAAAGAGAAAACAAACCCUGCUCUCUUACCAAAAGCUGAAAGCAAAGAGACGGGAGUGGAGGGCAAGAGUGAAAUAGCACUAGAAGGAGAGAAGGAAAUACAUCAAAUUUUUCAGGACCUCGACAAAAGACUAGCACUAACCUCCAGAUUUUACAUCCCAGAGGGCUGCAUUCAAAGAUGGGCAGCUGAAAUGGUUGUAGCCCUUGAUGCUUUACAUAGAGAAGGAAUUGUGUGCCGCGAUUUGAACCCAAACAACAUCUUAUUGAAUGAUAGAGGACACAUUCAGCUAACGUAUUUUAGCAGGUGGAGUGAGGUUGAAGAUUCCUGUGACAACGAUGCCAUGGAGAGAAUGUACUGUGCCCCAGAGGUUGGAGCUAUUCUAGAAGAGACAGAAGCUUGUGAUUGGUGGAGUCUAGGUGCCAUUCUCUUCGAACUCCUCACUGGAAAGACUCUAGCCGAGUGUCAUCCAGCAGGAAUAAACACUCACACUUCUUUGAACAUGCCAGAUCACGUAUCCAAAGAGGCCAGAUCACUCAUUCAGCAGCUUUUGCAGUUUAACCCUGUGGAGCGUCUUGGUGCUGGAGUUGCAGGUGUUGAAGACAUCAAAUCUCAUCCGUUUUUUGCCCCUGUAGAUUGGGCAGAUCUUUUGAGAUGA
Molecule: messenger RNA, 3264 nt
Organism: Emys orbicularis (European pond turtle)
Lineage: Eukaryota; Metazoa; Chordata; Testudines; Emydidae
Gene: RPS6KC1
Product: ribosomal protein S6 kinase C1
Exons: 16
Coding region: 1-3264 (1087 amino acids)
Biological process (GO): protein phosphorylation
Cellular component (GO): early endosome
Molecular function (GO): protein kinase activity; phosphatidylinositol binding; ATP binding
Source: RefSeq, a predicted model, not a curated record